AUAAUAUAUUCUAUAGAAGGUCUAUAUUAAGACAACAAAAUUAAAUUCUGCCAUGGAAGACACAACCGGUGCUAAUAGCCCCAUCCGUUUGUAUACGGAUUUCGAACCUUACUCCAUUUGGCAUAGAAAGGAAGAUGCCGAUAUUCUUGAUGUUCAUCUUAAUGGUUUUAAAAAGGAACAAGCGAAGGUUCAGAUCAACAGGGCAAGGAUCCUAACAAUCUCCGGAGAACGACCAUUAGACGACAACAAAAGCUGGAGUCGUUUUCGAAAACAAAUCAAACUGGCCGACAACACCAAAGACGACGACGUUCGUGCCAAGUUAACUCAUGGGGUUCUCUCCGUUGUGAUACCCAAGAAACCUCAGAUUCUCUCCUUCUCCGUUACUUUGCCGUCCGAUGUCCUCCAAACGGCCCAAACCCAAGACGUUUCGGCCCAACCAAAACCCGAAAAGCCAACGACGACAGCGGCGGCUGAGGAAUCACAGAAAGGAAACGACACCGUUCCGGCAUUGGAGGAUGCAGAACUGUCCGGGAUGACGCUGGGGAGCUAUAUUAUGGGGCAGAAGGAAUCGGGUGGUUGGAAGUUGACGAUGGAUAAAAAUAUGGGCAUCAAAGUUGGGGUUGUGCUAAUUGUGUUUUUGCUUGUGGUGUUUGGGUUUUUAUGUGAAAGGUUCAUGUAGAAAGCCGUUUGACCUUUCAUCUUUGUUUUAUUGGUGAUGUAAAAUGUGGGGUUCCAACUAUAUUUGGUGCAUAUAUAUGAAAUGUACGUAAACAACCUUUAUGAACGAA
Ziziphus jujuba (common jujube) is the source of this 788-nucleotide messenger RNA. RefSeq names its product 17.6 kDa class I heat shock protein 3. The record is from RefSeq and is a predicted model, not a curated record. The transcript is spliced from 2 exons. Bases 53 to 679 code for a protein of 208 amino acids. NCBI's taxonomy places the organism in Eukaryota, Viridiplantae, Streptophyta, Magnoliopsida, Rosales, Rhamnaceae. Gene Ontology annotation, biological process: protein folding; response to hydrogen peroxide; protein complex oligomerization.